GACGGUCGAUUUUGAGGUUAUGCUUUGCGCGUCGAGCAAUAUUACGAGUUAAUUGUGACAUAUGACAUAUUCAAUUAUUUAUUAUCGUAGACGAAUCGGAUUGUAGAAAAGUUUGUUUGUACAUAAGUUCGAGUAUUGUGAAAUAUUUUUAUGAAAACAAUAUGCAACAUACGGGAGACAAUGUUGGUGAAAAGAAAAAGGUUUGGACAGAGGAGGAGCGUUUGGAGCUUGCCGCGAAAUUGGACGCCGAAUUGGACGAGUACAUAAACAAUUUGGAGAAGAAGAGCUAUACGGAGGGAUGGCCGGAGGACCGAUGGCAGGAGGAGAUGGAGAAGCACCCUUUUUUCAUGAAGAAACCACCGGAAGCCGGUGACGAGUUGUCCCCCCUGAUGGAGGGACUGCAACAACUCAAGUAUGGAGAGGAUGACAACACUCCCGAGGAAUUGGCAAACAAUUACAAGGAGGAUGGAAACUUUAAUUAUAAGUAUAAAAAGUAUCGCCUUGCAAUUCUUAGCUACACAGAAGGAAUAAGAACCAAAUGCAAAAAUGAUGAUCUGAAGGCUCAACUUUACAAUAAUAGAGCUGCUGCGCAUUUUAUGUUGCAAAAUUAUAGAUCAUGCUUGAAUGACUGUAAAUUGGCUUUGAAGUUUAAGCCACAGUAUUUAAAGGCUUUGAGUAGAGCUAUCACUUGUAGUUUUCGCAUUAGAGAUUAUGACCAAUGUAUCGAUUUAUGUGACCAGUUCCUUGAUCACAAUCCAACUGACAAAACAAUAUUGAAAUUAAAGUCUGAUGCUAUAAUUGCAAGGGAGUGUUUACGAAGAGAUCAGAGGAAGCAAGAGAAAGCAGAGAAAAAAUUGGACAAGGAGGAGGAAAAAUUGUUAGAUACAAUUUCUCAAAGAGGUAUAAAUUUAGAAUUGACAAAUGAUAAACAAAAGCUUGAACUUAGAGAUCUAGAGCCUCAAGUACCACAAAUAGCACAAAGCAGAGUACACUUUGACGAGAGGGACAAGCUUGUGUGGCCUGUGAUGAUUUUAUAUCCAGAGACUCAGCAAACUGACUUUAUACAAAAUUUUCAUGAGGAUACAUUAUUAAUCGAACAGUUAGUUGAACUAUUUGAGGAACCUCCAGAGUGGGAUACAAAACGUCGUUAUACUAUAGAAAAUAUAAUUGUAUAUUUUGAAGGAAAAGAUAAAUGUUCCGUUCACAAAGUAGACACUCAACUCACAUUGGGCGAAAUAUUACAAGACAAGCAGUUCAUAGUUCGCGGUGGUACGCCGGCUUUCUUAAUCUUCGUAAAAUCAAGUGAAGCUGAGAAACAUUUCUUAGCAAACUAUUAAGUCUCUGUGUUAUUAAUUGUAUAAUGUGUUUUGUACAUACUGCAUAUAUAUUGUAUAUUAAUGAUGUCUUUUAUAGAUUUUUCUGUAAGUAUAUUUUUGAUGACAUACA
Molecule: messenger RNA, 1446 nt
Organism: Monomorium pharaonis (pharaoh ant)
Lineage: Eukaryota; Metazoa; Arthropoda; Insecta; Hymenoptera; Formicidae
Gene: Dpit47
Product: DNA polymerase interacting tetratricopeptide repeat-containing, protein of 47 kDa
Exons: 6
Coding region: 162-1337 (391 amino acids)
Molecular function (GO): Hsp90 protein binding
Source: RefSeq, a predicted model, not a curated record